Molecule: messenger RNA, 2145 nt
Organism: Echinococcus granulosus
Lineage: Eukaryota; Metazoa; Platyhelminthes; Cestoda; Cyclophyllidea; Taeniidae
Exons: 3
Coding region: 1-2145 (714 amino acids)
Source: RefSeq, a predicted model, not a curated record
AUGAGCGAUCAACAAGCGGAUGAAGACAGAAUAAUUAAUGCUAAUAGGUCAUUUAAAAGCAGCAUUGAACCUACUAUCUUGGAUCACCUUCAAACUUUUUCUAGUGCAAUCGUGAACACAUCGCGAAGUCCAGCAGUUAGCAAUAUGGAGAGUGAAAAUGAAUCAUUGGGACCAAAUCCAGAAGGCGCCGUUGAUCUGAAGACCAGGGAAACUACUUUAACAAAGUCAUAUUUUCCUUCAGUCAGUAAAAAGUGCGCGUCUUCGCAAAUAGAAGAAUUAGUUCCCAUUUCCAACUCAAUAAUUGCAGACGACGAUAAAAGUACAGGAGACUGUGUGGAUGUUCUUAAUGCUCGAUCUGAAGCUCUGGGAAUUGGAAAUGUUACAUCACCUAUCAGCAGAUCUGUACCUAAGAACGAUGUGUUAAAGGAGGCAAAGGAAAGAAAUCCGGAAAUUCCAUCACAAAUCCCACUCUGCCACAAUAGCGUAAUUAAAAACGAAGUAAGAGGAAGGCAAAAUAGUGUUCAAAAGUCAUCUCAACGAGUCAAACUAAUUAAUAUUUUUGAAAAUGAAGCCGAUUUUAACACGGCUAGACGUACCUGUUCCGCGAUCAAAAGUAUGAAGCACGACCCUGAUGGCGAUACCUGUAGCGAUUCGAGUAAGAAUCAGGAUGUCAAAUCGGCAAAGUCUGAUGCUUUUCACUUUGGAAAAUCUCCCAGGAAAUUAUACUUUAAAGACAAUCCUCGUAAGUCUGCCUCAAAUAAACUGGGAGAACAUGCAACCUCCCAUUCAGUGGACGUUCGAGAUGCAACUGAUAACGAUGGUAAAGGUAACAUAGAUGAUUAUCCUGCAAAAGAUCUUGCAAAAAAUACACCGGCUUCAAUAAAGUAUAGAACACACGAAUAUAUCAAAGCAGCGAUAUCACUUUAUUCACCUGCUUCGAAGGCGCAGUCCAUGGUAGCCAUUCGUGAACCUAGCUUGUGGCAAACCACAGAUGUGGUGGAGCACGGAAGUUGGAAGAACGAUAAAACGCAAAAUAUUGAUGUACCAAAAGAGAUCAUUUUAAGUAAACAAUCAGAAUUCCAUGAUCAAAAAUCAGAACGAACAAUGCAAUUAGACAUAAAAACGAUGGAAGAUCGUUCUGCAAGUUCAUACGUGUUAACACAUCCAAAAGCUUACAAUGGAAGCUCCAAGGGACAAAAUUUAUCGGCCAAAAAGGUCAUAAAUCCAACAACUAAUUACGUAUCUUCCAAGGGCACGAGCUACACCGGUAAAUGGAUAUAUCAAGACUCGUCACUAUCCUCCCUGAAAUGCCCUUCACCGCUUCCUGAUUCUGACUGCGAUCCGGAAAUCACAUCCUUGACAAUGUCGAGGCCGUCGUGUUUAUUGUCAUCAGACAAGUUCCCAUCGUCACACGCACUUUCGAAAAUUCCGCCAAGAGCUGAAAUGGCUCAGACAGAUUACUUGAAAUUGUCCGCAUUAGGAGGCGACCUUAAAAGCGAUAAUCAAAACAAUGUGUUGUCACCUUGUUAUUGUUUAGAUUCAGGUGUUGAGACAGUGAAAUCAGAGGUAAUGAAAAGAUGUUCAAGGUCAGGGGAACUGGAAUCCGAAAUUGAGAAACGAUUUAGCUCAAUCUCUAUUAAUGACGAGGUUAAUCAGCAGGGAAUCGAAGUUGCUGAUACGUCAGUUGGUCCCAGUUAUUCAAAACUUGGAGUUCUCAGACCCCCUGAAGCAUCCUCUGUUCGACUGUUUCAUGAGACGGGUGAGUAUAAGCGGAAUCUCAGUACACAGGUAAAAUCAUGUGGAAGAAGGCAUGAAAUUGAGGUUCAUGGUCCAUAUUUUCGCCUAAUACAAGAAAAAUUCAAAAACAAUGAAGGUCCCUCAACCUACUGGUGUGAUCGAUCUGUGGGCUCCCCGACUCCUUACGAAUAUUCUAUCGGUCCCGAUAUUGCCUCAGACUCGUCGAUGACCUCAGAGACAAGUCGCAUUUCUAGCAAAGAUGCCAAUUUUACUAUCGAUUCUAGAAAAAAAACGGUCAAGGCCCUGGUUUCUGUAUAUAAAGCCCUUGGAAAAGCAUCAAAACUACUUUCCUCAUCAAACGAAGCAAUAAUGAAGCAAAUCGAACUAUUGAACUCGGAGGAGCGGUAA